Molecule: messenger RNA, 4797 nt
Organism: Hippocampus comes (tiger tail seahorse)
Lineage: Eukaryota; Metazoa; Chordata; Actinopteri; Syngnathiformes; Syngnathidae
Gene: gigyf1a
Product: GRB10 interacting GYF protein 1a
Exons: 25
Biological process (GO): insulin-like growth factor receptor signaling pathway
Cellular component (GO): cytosol
Molecular function (GO): protein binding
Source: RefSeq, a predicted model, not a curated record
ACACACAUACACGCACGCACACACACACACUGAUGCGACCGUUGGAGGAAGGCAAGGAAGAACAAAAAUACGACAUCGGCCACGGAGCACGGCUUCCCGGGAGUACCAUCGUGUCGAACGAACGCGUUGACGAGUGUUCGGAUAGCGACGCGUGCAUUAAAUCGGCUGUAGGCGACGCAGCCUGGCUGGUGCUUGCGAUUGGAAACAAGUGAAGUGGCGGAGAGGAAAGGAGGACAGGAAGUCAAGGCGUUACCUGGACGGUCGUCUCCGCCAAUCCACAUUUUAGUCGGAGCGAGCGAGAAAGGCGCCAAGAAAAGGGAAAGGAAAGGAGGGCGAGCACGGAGAAGAGGAGUGCGGGUCGCGUCUGCUCUCGGCAGCUGUUCCGGCAGCCUUUUUUUUCUUUUUUUUUUUCUUUUUUUUUGAGGCGCCUGUGACUUUUUUAAUUUUUUUUUUUUUUUGAUGAAGUGGUUCAGGUUCUGAGUUUAAAUGUGAGAUCUAACUGCUGUAAAAACAAAACAAAAACGAUUGAGCGAGCGCAAGGGAGCAAGUGAGAGAUACUUGCAAUUCCUCUUUUUUGUUCCAUUGAUAAUUUCCAAAGUUCCUUUUUCUUUCAAUGUUUUGCAACCUUCAUGGUCUGUGAGUAGCAGGAGCUUCCAUUCUCCAAUCUGUCGUCAAAGCCCUCCCGAAGCGAGCACGGACUGAUAACCUGGUACCCCUCAAGCACCUACAACUGGCAGCUAUUCUUGUGGAUGUGUAUUUUUUGAGGUGUGUUGGGGGGGGGGCGCCCUGUGACCACAGCUUAAGCACCACUCAGCCUUCUAGUCACCCAAGCCUAACUAAACCCAGCCAGCUCCAGCCUGGUCCAGCCUGCUCCCACAUCUCUGGACGGGGUACUCACAUCUGUGUGGACGUGAGGAAUAUGACUGCUGAGACUCUCAACUUCGGCCCAGAAUGGCUCCGUGCACUGUCCAGUGGGGGGAGUGUGACGUCCCCCCCUCCCUCCCCCCCCAUGCCAAAGUACAAGCUGGCCGACUACCGCUACGGCCGAGAGGAGAUGUUAGCACUUUAUAUCAAAGACAACAAGGUCCCGGAGGACAUGCAGGAUAAGGAAUUUGCUGCUAUUCUGCAAGAUGAGCCCAUGCAGCCGCUGGCACUGGUGCCUCUCACUGAGGAGGAGCAGAGGAACUUCUCCAUGUCUGUGAAUAGUGUGGCUGUUCUGCGGCUCAUGGGAAAGGGGGCGAGUGGAGCUGCCCCGGCCGGAGCGGUGCGAGGACGGGGCGCCGCAAGAGGCAGCAGAGGCCGGGCCCGCGGCGAAGGUGGAUUCUACCAAAGAAGUAUUGAAGAUGCCGAGGUUGGUUUUGGUCGGAGCUCCAGAGAGAUGCACCGUAGCCAGAGUUGGGAUGACCGAGGUGAGCGUCGAUUUGAGAAGCCGCUUCGACGGGAGGUGGGCCGCCCUGGCUUUGAGGAGUCUGCAGGUCCCGGGGGUUCCGGCAGGAAGGAGUACACAAGGGCUGACAGCGAUAACUGGCGCACCCUCCGGGAAGAGCAGGAGGGGGAGGAGGGCGAGCCGGCAAGCAGUUGGAGAGUUGCUGGACCCCGCAGGGACGAUGGCGGUCCCCGCUCAGCAGGCUGGCGGGAUCACGGCUGUCCAGGUGACAGUCGCCGCCGCAAAUUCGAUUUUGACUUCGGGGGUCCCGAGAACCUGGGCGGUAGUCGCCGGCGCGCCGGCAGCGACGGUCCGGAGGACGACAGGGACGGCCUGCCUGAGUGGUGUAUGGAUGAGGAGGAUGGAGGAAUGGGAACUUUUGACUCCUCUGGCGCGUUCAUGCCCAUGAAGAAGGGUGGCAAGGAGACAAUCCUGGAGGAAGAGUUGGAGUUCAAGGGCACUGAGGAGGAAGAGGAAGAGGAGAGUCCUCCCGACACGGAGAGAAACGGCGGUGAUGGAGACAAAGAUAAGGAGAGUAAGGAAUCCCCAUCAGCUGCAGUCGAUGGGGAGGCAAAGCCAGCGGCGCCUUCCUCCUCCCCUCCUGCCCAUUGUGCCCCUCCAUCCCUGGAGCCCCAGCCCAGCAACAGUGGCCCAACAGUGGACACGGCUCAGCUGAGCAGCAGCCACCCUUUAAAGGAGAGUAGCCCACCAAGUGAAGGAUCCAAGAGCCAGGUGAGCCCGAAUACUGCCGCCCCCUCAGUGCUGCCUCCACCACCGCCAUCUUCUGCUGCUCCACUCCUCCCUACGUCCGGGGUAGGAGACACUGAGGACGACGAGGGCAUGAAACACCUGCAACAGGAGGCGGAAAAGAUGGUGGCAUCGUUGCAGGAUACAUCUUUAGAAGAGGAGUGUUUCACACAAGCUCUGCAGCAGCAGCAGCAGGAGAGCAGGAACACCGCAGCCGCUCUGCCUCUGUCGCACGAGGCCGCCAUGAAGUGGUUCUACAAGGACCCACAGGGAGAGAUUCAGGGUCCAUUCACUACUGUGGAGAUGUGCGAGUGGUUCCAAGCAGGCUACUUCACCAUGACCCUUUUGGUCAAGCGGGGCUGCGACGAGGGCUUCCAACCCCUGGGCGACGUCAUCAAGAUGUGGGGCCGCGUCCCCUUCGCCCCGGGGCCCUCCCCGCCGCCCCUGCUGGUGAGACAGCCACCACCGACGCAGCGCCCGCAGCCCACCAGGGGGCCCGCCGGGACUGUGAGUCAGAGCUCAGCCAACAUAGACGAUGGGAAGGGGUGGAUGCACAAGGGAGGGAAGAUGGAUAGACAGGCCACGGGAAACCUGGACCAGGAGCGUCUGAAAAAACAGCAGGAGCUGGCGGCGGCAGCUCUUUAUCAGCAGCUCCAACAGCAGCAGUUAUUCCAGCUCAUUAACAGGUGCAGUGAGCAGGGUAUGAUGCCUUCGAUGAACAGGUCAAUGUCAGUGCCAGAUACAGGGUCCAUGUGGGACAUGUAUACCUCAGCUUCACAGCCGUCAGGUGGUGAAGCCAGUCUUUGGGACAUAAUGAAUCGUUCUACUCAGGGUCCAACUCUGGAACAGCUUCAAAAGCUCCAGCAGGAAAGGCGAGACGCUGAACUCAGGGCGAAGCGGGAGGAAGAGGAGCAGCAACGCAAGAGGAGGGAGGAGAAGAGGAGGCAACAGGAGGAGCAAAAGAGAAGGGAGGAUGAAGAGCUCUUCAGACGCAAGCAGGAGCUGAUUUUGAAGUUGCUGCAGCAGGCCCCACAGCAGCAGGGGCCAGUGGCAGGCAGCGUCAGCUGGAGCGGGGCAUCUUCCUCUGGGCUCUCGAAAACGGGGAAGCCCCUCUCUUUGCUGGAGAUGCAGCAGGAGACGGAAAGACUCCUGAAGCAGCAGCAGCAUCAGCAGCAGAGAGCCCAGCAAUAGAGGGAGCGGCACUCGGGCAUGUCAAUGGGGAGUUCCUCUAUUGGAGGCCAGUGGGGGGACGGCGUUGGCAUCUGGGGUGGGCCUGGAGGCAUGGAGGGCAAAAGUGGCAGCAUCGGCAUGUGGGAAGAGGCUGUGAAGAACCAGGCCAGCCUGCGCGGUAACAGCAACAGUAGCUUGGGCUUAAAGAACAGUCGCAGCAGCCCUUCACUCAGUGAGCAGUACAUGAUGCGUCGUAAGCGCACAGAUGAUGAGGAGAAUCUGCUGAAGCUGUUGCAGGGCAUGAAGCCUCAGGACGGCUUCACCACCUGGUGUGAGCAGAUGCUGCACACCCUCAACACUUCUGCCAGCAACUCCUCUUCUCUGGAUGUUGCUACGAUUGUGGCCUACCUGAAGGGGGUGGAGUCUCCCUUGGCAGUGUUGGACUUCAUCCAGUCCUACCUGGGGGACACAGUGGAAGCCAAAGAGUUCACCAAACAGUUUCUGGAGCGACGUGCCAAACAGAAGGGCAACCAACUGAGACAGCAGCAGCAGCUGUCAAAGGAAGUGGCUGGCCUGAACAUGAACUUCCCUCUGCAGGACACGAUGCGAGGUAUGAACGCUAGCGCCCUGCAGUCAAUGUUCCAGGCCAAUCACAUGGGCAAGGCUGGUCUCUAUGACAACCAAGGAGGGAAGAUGAAAAAAAAACAGCCCAUGAUGCUGCACUCGGAUCCCAGCAUCUUAGGCUACUCAUUCCACAGUACGGCCGAGUGUCUGAGCCUGAAUGAGAUGGAGAUGGUGGAGGAUUACUGAUGUGACGCAGCGCAGCAGCAAUAGCUACCUGAGGCCUUUUUUGUCUUUUAAUCAGACAAACCUGAUGACGAAUGUGCACUGCUAGGGGAACCCGGGGCGGGGGGAAGGGAGCAGGACUAAGAGGAGGUACGCGGUUUGGGGGAGGGGCGGGGCUUGUCUGCGCCACUCCUCUUGGGGUUGUGACAAAAAGGGGCUCCUUGCUGCACCAGUUGAGCAGGGGCAACGGGGGCGGGGUGGGGGCAUGGGUUUCAAAGAAACAUGGGUAUCCUCUGGCACUCAACAUUUUAAGCACCUUAUACUGAACUAAUGCACUUUAUUGAGAUGGGAUUUGAAUAUUUCUUUUUCGUCUGUGUGUGAUUUGUGACUGCGUGUGUGUGCGUGCGCGCUCAGAAUCAGUGUGCACGCGGUAUGUGUGCAUCACAACUGGAAGUGUUAACACGGGCGGGGGUCUUGGUGGGUGGGGGCGGGUGUUGAGCGUUUCAAAGUCGGGGACCUUUAAGUUGAGAGCAAAUCCUUUUUCUCGAAAGACAAACACUGUUGAUAUUUCUGUUUUGCAUUUUUUUACGUUUAUAUGAAAAAAGUAAAGCUAUUGAAAAGUGGAUUAUAAAAACUUGAAGAUUUGCACUUGCCUAAAAAAAAAAAAA